CCAUAAUCGAGUCACUCAGAUGAAUGUCAGGUGCUCGAGCAAAUUAUUCCGCACUUUCAGUCGAUGGUUAAUUAAGUCAGAAUAAGAAAAAUCUCGUCUAGACUGCUUGGUGCAUCUCGGAGGAGGCGAGUUGUUCCUGUGAUCGUGGCUCGGAACAUCAAGGAAGUUAACAGCUUUGACGCUCGACAGAGAGCAGAGUCUCGCAAUACGACGGUCACUUCAGGGGUUUAUUUCAGGCUGGAUGUACGCAUCCCUGUUCCCCAUCUCUCCCGUCUCUCGACCUUUCCACUAUUGUUCCGUCAUGUUUUGACUUUGCCGUGCCAUCACACAGACCGUGUGUCGUAAACAUGACCGUAGGAAGCGACGGCGUCGAUCCCCGAGCCGAUGUCACGUCUCAGCCUAAACGUCCCGCUUUAUCCUGGGGACUAAUGAUCAGGAAGAAGGUGAAAUGCAUGGCUCCUUCUCUUGGUAAAUUCAGACCGCUGGUGGGACAGUGCUGCCAGCAGUGUACCCCGGAGAGUCUGGGUCGGAAUCUGCCGCAGAACGCUCCUUCUCUCGGCUUCCAGAACCUUCUGUACGUAACGGAAACACACACCAGGUAUCGAGGAUGGCUGGUUAGAAGAGUGUGUUGCGUGCUGUUUAUCUGCAGCCGUAAAGUCGACGCCGGUCCUGCCGGAGACAGACUGCUGCGGAUCUGCGACACAGACAGGGUAAAGCGGAUCCUGCCUCCACCGAUCAGUGUAAAAGAGUGUGUAGACGACACCCGCAGGAUCCUGACUCUCACCGAGACGUUUCAGUCUCCGACCCUGAUACGGUUGGUGGGCUGGUUGCUCCUGCGCUUUUUCUCUCUGAUGUUCUGCAGCGUGCAGGUGAACCUCAGCCAGAUGACCGCUCUCCACCGGGCCAGAGAGCUGAACAUCCCGCUGAUGUACGUGUACAUUCGUCAGAAUGUUGUUGAUCAAGCUUUGAUCUCUCUGACUCUUCUCUGUCACAACCUGAAGGUUCCCUACAGUGUCUAUCCAGCUCAUGUUCACAACAGAUGGAUGAGGGUUAUCCUGCAGCAACUGGGCAUCAUUUUUCUCCCUGAUCACGCAGCCACCGUGCAGGAGGCAGAAUCCCACAGCCUCUACUCUCCCGUCAUGACCUCGCUGGUUGGCGAGCUGCUGAAAACGGGUGAGAGUCUCAGCGUAGGUGUGUGCGAGGACAGCGGAUGUGGAGGACAGUGGCUUGCUCGGGUCCGCCAGGCCGUGGCCGAGGGUCUGGUGCCGGAUGUGAGCGUGGUGCCAGUGGGUAUCUCGUACGACCGCCCUCCUUCAUGCCAGUCCACAUGUUCACAGCCUGGCGUGCUGUCUGUCCUGCGGUUUAUGCGUUCCCUUCUGAGUGCUGAUGAAAGAGGAGGUGUGAGGAUCCAUUUCGCUCAGGCUUUCUCUCUGAAGGAGAUGUGUGACAGUGGGAAAUGUCGUGUGGAUGGACGACGCCCCCUACAGGACCUCUUGCUGCCAGCUGUCCUUCACAACAGGAAGGACACCGUAUAUGGACAAAAAGACGUUUCCUGGAUCCUCCCCUCUACUGUUCUACCUGAGCUGUCUCACAGCGAGAGGCAGCUGAGCAUCGCUUUGACACUGCACCUGAUGCAUUCGGUGACCAGCAGCAUGGCUGUGAUGUCUAGCAGCAUCGUGUCCUGUUUGCUCCUCCAUAAACACCGCAGGGGAGUGCGUGUGUCUGUGUUGUGUAAAGAUUUGUGCUGGCUGUUGGAGGAGGUGUUGUUCAGGCGCUGUGAUGUUGGAUUUGGAGGCUCUGUGAUCAGUGUGGUGUUUCACGCUCUCUCUGUGCUGCGUCCGCACCUGCUGAUGGCUGCAGCGCCCCCGUCAGGAGAGCCGCUGGUGACGGCUCGGCCCGACCCACACGCGCUGCUCACUCUCAGCAGGCACAGCCAGCUUCUCACACACGUCUUUAUCACCGAGGCUGUGGGAGCCUGUGCCGUCUCUGCCUUGCUGUGUGAGGUGGCAGGAUGUGGAGGAGGAGAGAUGGAGUUUGAUGUUGCACUUGGUCAAGAGGAGCUGACUGAAAAAAGCCUACAGCUUACACACCUACUGCCAGCUGGGUAUAUACCACCCUGCCAAACAGCAUACGGUUUUGCUCUGGAUGCAGUGGACAGCAUGGUACACUGCGGGAUUCUCAUCAUGGAGGAGCGGGAUACUCCAGUGUGUGAUUUCUGGAAAAGGCAGGGUGUUUUCUCAUGGACUGCUUCAUCUGACCCUGAACACAGCAGCGAUUCAGAGUGUGAAGAACAGGACAACCGCACAUACAAGUUGAGUCAGACAUCUGAGUGUCCCAAGCUGCUGUUCUUUUUCUCUGGAUUACUGAGUGUACAGCUGAGGGCGCUCUGCUGGGCUAUAGAGAGCCUGGACCUGCUGUCCUUUCCCCUUACAGAGGCAGCGUGUGUGACUCAACUCCACAGUCACCUGAGAAACAAAGCUCAGCUGGACAGAGUGCACCACGAGAGUUCCUCGAUAAAGCUGGUGAGAAUGGUCCUGCGCACCCUGACUGAUUUUGGUGUGCUGAUGGAGGACCGGCAGAGCGAAGCUGUGUAUCUAGAGAUCAGUCCUCCUUUCCUCCAGGCUGAGAACAAAUACAAGCUGUUCCAGUUCGUCUCGCAGUUCCUCUACAGCUCAAGCGAGGGAAAGCGAGUCUCUGCAUUGCUUCAGGGUUUAGUUUAAAAUAUAUAUAUAUGUCUCAGGUAACCAGAACGGAGCAAAGGAUAUGGACCUGGAGACUUGGACCUGGGACUUGGACCUGGGACUUGGACAAAUUGCCUUUGGUUUCUUUCUUAGUUAAAAUGCAGAGAGUCGUGACAUGUUUGUUGUGCUCGGUUCUGUCAGUUGAGAGACUCAUGUAGAGAACGCGUAAAGCUUCUAUGCACCGGUUUAGCAUCGUGACAACGUAACUAGGUCAGUGCUUUUACAUCUAACGGCUAAAGAUCCUUCACAAACGUGUAUGACUAAAUCCAGGCAUCCGCGUAACUAUUUAAACGCUCGGUUUUCAUUUAGUUCUAGCGUUAACGAGCUACAUCUCGUGUUAAAGGGUGGAAAUGUUUUUUUUUUCUUUCUAAAAUUCUGUCGUUAAAUGAGAAUAUUGUUCGAGUUUUGAGUUUUUCACCACUAUGUACCGACAGGAUGAUAGCAGGGUCAUGUUUGACGAUGUUGCUCUGUUUGCUAGUCGAAGUUUGUUUUUCCUGUUUGAAAAUUGUUGCUUUAUAACUUGGAGAAAACAAAUACAGAGAAUUUUGUUCUGCU
This is a messenger RNA of Tachysurus fulvidraco (yellow catfish), 3296 nucleotides long. It is a transcript of the gene gpat2, whose product is annotated as glycerol-3-phosphate acyltransferase 2, mitochondrial. NCBI's taxonomy places the organism in Eukaryota, Metazoa, Chordata, Actinopteri, Siluriformes, Bagridae. The transcript has 24 exons. Gene Ontology annotation, cellular component: mitochondrial membrane. The record is from RefSeq and is a predicted model, not a curated record. Bases 348 to 2720 code for a protein of 790 amino acids.